This is a messenger RNA of Grammomys surdaster, 3343 nucleotides long. RefSeq names its product HAUS augmin like complex subunit 5 (gene Haus5). Gene Ontology annotation, cellular component: centrosome; HAUS complex. Gene Ontology annotation, biological process: centrosome cycle; spindle assembly. The coding region runs from base 39 to 1964 and encodes 641 amino acids. The record is from RefSeq and is a predicted model, not a curated record. The transcript is spliced from 17 exons. NCBI's taxonomy places the organism in Eukaryota, Metazoa, Chordata, Mammalia, Rodentia, Muridae.
GCGGGAAGCUGCGACUGCAGCUGAGCUCUGAGACAGCCAUGGAACUAACGCAGGAAGAGCGGGAACUGAGUCGCUGGGCUGCUGAAGAGAUGGGGUUGCCCCCAGCGGCUUGUCCCCGGGAAUCGACGCUGCGCAGGCUGUGUCUGGGUCAGAGUGCUGACGUCUGGGCCUACAUCGUACAGCAUGUGCGUAGUCAGAGGACUAUCAAGACAAUCCAGGGAAACCUCCUCUGGUAUGGCCAUCAGGACAAUCCAAAGAUACGUCGGAAGUUGGAGCUGGAAGCCACUGUGGCCCGCCUUCAGGCAGAGAACCAAGAGCUAGACCAGAUCCUGAAACUGAUGGAUCAAGAGACUGAAGCUCAGGAUAUAGCCAUGACACAGACACUGCAGAGCUGCAAAGACACCCAGUAUCGAACUCUUCUCCUCCAGGCCCAAGCUGGGGCUGUACGAAGACAGCAACGUGGGCUGCAUGACUCCAUGCAGCGGCUGCAAAAUCAACUCAAGUGUCUGCAGGACAUGCAAAGGAAAGCCAAAGUGGAUGUGUCCUUUGGACCUGUGGUGUCAGCAGCCCCAGCCCUAGAGCCAGAGGUGUUGGGUGAUGUCCGGGCAGCCUGCUCCCUCCGAUCUCAAUUCCUGAAGAACCUUCUGACUUCCCAGGCCAGGGGAGGCAGCAUCCUAAGCCCCUGUGAUGACCACAGUGGAGCAUCCUAUCAGCAGUGGCUGACUUCAGUUGAGACACUGCUGACAAACCACCCUGUAGGCCACAUCCUGGCCGCCCUGGAGCACCUGGCCGCAGAACGGGAGUCAGAAAUCCGGUCCCUGUGCUCUGAGGAUGGGCUCAGAGAGGAGGCGCUGUCCAGGCCUCAGGCACUGGACUCUUCAAACUCCAGCCAGGCCCUGCCGUCCACUGUCCACCUCAUCCAGGAGGGCUGGCAGGCUGUAGGUGCAUUAGUUACCCAGAGGAGUGAGCUCCUGAGUGAGAGACAAACCCUGACUGGCUGCCUCCUGAGCCUAAUGGAGGAGGUGGAGAGACUUUCGCUCGGAUCCAGUGAGAGGAAAGUCCUGCUGCUGGAGCUCAGGCGCAGUGGCCUGUGGGCAGAGCUCAAGGCUCUUCAUGCCCAGAGCCAGGAACUGGAGAGCACAGUCGGGCACCGGCAACUUCUGCUGCGGGAGCUGCAGGCCAAGAGGCAGCGGAUUCUACAGUGGCGUCAGCUGGUGGAGGAGAGGCAGGAACAGAUCCGUCUGCUCAUCAAGGGAAACUCAGCCAGCAAGACCCGCCUGAGCCGGGGUCCAGAGGAGGUGCUGGCCCUGAUUCAGCAGAAGCUUGUUCCCACCUCUGAGGCUGUGGCACCACAGAGCCAAGAACUGCUGCGAUGCUUGAAGGAAGAAGCCAAGCACCUGCCCCACGUUCUCCUGGGCCCCCUGCUGCCAUCCCAUGUCACAGGGCUGAAGCCGCUAUCCAGGAUUCUACCAUCCAUCCAUCAGCUGCACCCCACCACCCCAAGGGGCUCCAGCCUCAUCUUCAUGAGUCACACACUGGGGCUGCCUAUAGGGAAAGCAUCUGAACUACUGCUUCCAAAGGCUGCCUCUCUCCGACAAGACCUUCUGUUUCUCCAAGAUCAGUGGGGUUUCCGAAGAGGAAAUCUCUGUGUGAAGACCAGUCUGCCUCCGGGACCAUCCACUCAGGGUAUGUUGACCCCGCCUGCUUUCCAGAUCAGCAUUCUGUCAGGUCUGCACCACUAUGGGCUUCCUGAAGUGCUAAAAACCCCCGGUACUGCAGCGUGCUGGAAACAUGCUUGCUUCAGCUGCACAGUAAGCUCUUACUGUGUGUUGUGUUGUCCUCCCCCCCGCCCCCGCCCUCGCCCCCCCUCCCCCCAGUUGCAGAGCAGGGAACUCAGGUACACAGUAGAAUGGAGGUUGGUUGGUUUACUUCUUUUGUCUUUUGGUGUGUAUCUCACUGUGUAGUCCAGGCUGUCUUCAAACUUGAGAUCCUCUUGCCUCUGCCUCCUAAGGCCUACACCCUGCCCCCACUCCACCAGCCCAGGCAAGAGCUUGGCUGUGAAUGUGGGUCCCGUCCCAAUCCCAACCCCACGGUUAGACGUGGAUCUGACUAUAAGGCUACACAGCCCAUCCAUUUGCCGGGUAUCGCUCACUGCCUUCAGAGCACCUUGUGUUGUUUUAGCGUGUGUGCAACCCCAUGUUUGUGAAGGUCAGAGGACAACUUGUUGGAGCCUGUCCUCUCCUUCCACCAAGUGGAUCCCAGGGCUCAAACUCAGGUAGUUGGGCGUGGCAGCAAACACUGCUAUCUGCUGAACCAUCUUGAUGUUCCAGUGUUCUUUUGUUGUUGUUUUGUUAUUGUCUAUUGAGGCAGGGUCUGGCCAAGCAGCCUAAGCUGGCCUCAGACAAGCAAUUUGUUCCCUCAGCUUGCCAAAUGCUGGUGUUAUAACCUCGCACCACUACCUCGGCCUCAUGGUUAUCUUGAACUCUUUUUGUUUGUUUGGUUGGUUUGGUUUGGUUUCUCUGUGUAGCCCUGGCUGUCCUGGAACUUACUCUGUAGACCAGGUUGGCCUCGAACUCACAGAGAUCUGCCUGCUAGGAUUAAAGGUGUGAGCUACCACCACCUGGCUAUGUAUCUGUAACAGCUCCUGGAUCCCUCUAUUCUAAAGAAGAAUUUUGUUCCCUUUCUUCCUGACCUCCCUCCCCCCAAACGAUCCAUAACCCCCAUGUCAGCUCAUCAGCAAGCCCUCAGAGUCCAAAUUCGGGGUUCUGGGCUACCAGAUCUGCUCCCGCCACAAUAACUCAUGACUCAGAAUUCCCAGAGUUGACAGGCCUAGAUAACGAACAUGUAGAGUCAUGGUGGAGGUCACAGACAGGGUACUCAGUGACUGAUGCUUUGUAUUCACAUUCAGUGGGGUCUGUUCUGGCGCAAUGGGGACUAGGCCAGUCACCAUCCUGGGGAAAACAGUGCAAGAGUGGAAGGUUGGAGCAGGGUGAGAAGGCCUUGGGAAAGAUGGUGAGUUAGUUAGAGCCCAGGGAGUAGAGUGCUUGCCUAGCAUACCCACAGCCCUGGCCUUCAUACCAGGACUGCAUAAAACUAUGUGUGGCGGUUGGGAAUAGUGGCGUACACCUUUAGUCCCAGUACUGUGGAGGCAGAGGCAGGUAUGAGUGCAAAAUAAGUGGAAUCUACAUAGUAAGUUCCAGGCCAGCUAGGCCUACAGAGUGAAGCCUGUCCCCAAGAAAAGGGGAGGUGGCUAGGGAGAUGGCUCAGUGGUCAAGAGCACUUGUUCUUGCAGAGGCCCUGGUUCAGUCCCCAGCACCCACGUGGCAGCUCACAACAUCUGUGA